CGAAACUUGUGUCCUGGAUUCCACUACUAAGCACUAUCGACCUAUGAUUCGUAUUAAGAUGAAUCGAAUUGAAAUUAUUAUCUAAGUAUAACUAUUGUACUUCCCUGUUUUCUUUUUUCUUCUUUCAUAGCAUAUAUUACAACGUUUUGCAUCGGAUCAAAUGAUUGAUUGGAAAGAUUAUAAUAUUCAUACUGUAGCAACAGUUGCUAAACGUGUAUUAUUUAAUAUACCAAAUGGUUUAAUUGGUUUAAAAGGUGAAAAACAACUAUUACGUACUGCUUUAUUAACACAACAACCAUUAAAUGAUAAUAAUCAAUUAAAAACAAUAUGUAAAACAUCUAUAAUACAUCAUCAUGAUACAUUUAAUUUAGAAAUUGAUAAUAAUACAGAGAAUUUACUCUUAGAAUUAGCUGAAUCAACAAAUACUUCACCAUUAAUAUCUGUAUUAAUGAAACAAAUUUAAAUGAUAAUAACAAGAAUGUAUAUUAUACAAAUAAAGAAUAUACAGAACAAUUCAAUGAUGUAAUAAGACGUGCUAUCGUUAUUACAAAUAUUGAUACAACUCAACAAUCUAAUACGGUGAAUUUAUUAUUUUCAUAUGGUUCAAUAAAACAAAUCUAUCAAUUAACUCCAGUGGAUAUAGAACGUGUACAAGUUUUUCAAAAUAUACUUAAAGAUUUAACUAUAGCACAUCGUCAACUAACUAUAAUGAUAUUUGGUAUAUUACAUCAACUUGUAUUCAAUAUGGCAUUUAAUACAGCUAAUCAAAAUCAUGGAUUAGAAAAUGAUAAUGAUGAAUUACCUAAUAUUCCAUUACUUAAAUUAGCUGAAGGAGUUGUAAAAUCAGUUGCUGGUUCAAUGUUUCAUUCAUGUGCAUCAUCAAUAUUGUUAAUAAAUCAAACAACACAAGUACUUCAAUCACUUGUCAUUUGUUUCCCUGUUGUGGAUAAACAAUUUACACAAUUCUAUUGGGAUAUAUUAGAUAAUCGUUAUAAAUUAAAAAAUCAAAAUCAAAUCAUUUUCCUGGUGUAAAAAUGAACAUUACAAAAUCGAGUAACACUACACGUUCAGAAUCUUGUUCAUUUAUGAUUUAUCCUAAAUCAGCUUAUUCAACUCGUUUAAUAAAUGCUGCUGGACGUCUUUUCUGUUUAAAGAAUUCUAGUCCCACUAAUACUACCGUUAAUAGUAAGUAUAAUGUCAAUGAUGUACAAACAUCACCGCCAACAUCAAUUACAUCAUCAGUUAAAUAUUUUUGUUUCCCAUUAAAAGAUUCAACACGUCAAUUACAUAAAUCAAAACAAUAUUUAUCAAUAAAUCGUGAAGCAUCCAUAGAGUCAUCAUUCUAUCAAAAUACCAAUGAAACUAAUAAUCAAAAUAAACAGACAGAAACAAUCAUUGAUCAACCUGUUGAUGUAUCACUUGUAUCGUUCACGGAUUCAUCAGAAUGUAACAAAAGAACUAAAUGUAAAGAUGUAAAGUUUUCAUCAUAUUCUAAAGUCAAUGUACAUAAUGAAUUUGAUAAUCAUAUAACAAAUGAAAUGAAUACAAAUUUCUAUUCUAAUCCUAUCAGUCUUCGACGUAAUCAAUCGCGUUAUCGUUCAUUACGUCGUAGACAAAUGGAAAACUUAACAAAACGUGCUGAAUGGUUUUUACAACCAACUAUAUUACCUAAAUUAACAUUUACAUUAAAUCAAUUCAAUAAUAAUAAUGAUACAAAUACAACUAUGUCUACAAUUUCAUUAUUAAAUAUACAAGAUAAAAUGAAUAAUACAAUGACAAAUCAUAAUUCUAAUAUGAUACAAGUUAUUCAUCCAAGAAUAUUAUUCACCUCAUCAACAAGUGAUUUAUUGAUUCCAUCAAAUUAUGACCACCUAGAUACAACAUAUUGUCGUCAACCCUAUGAUGAAACAUUAUUAGAUCGUCAAAAAAUCAAUCCAACUCAUUUAUAUCCAUCCUACAAUUAUGGUCAUAGUUUUAAUAGUUUAUUAAAUCAUUCAUUAUUGUCAACAACAUCAUCACCAUCAUCUAAUUAUUAUGUUAUAUCACAAUCGAAUCAAUUAUAUUCAUCUCAAUUAAAUCAACAAAAUCAUACAAUCAAUUCAUUACUUAUACCGAAUUUAUCAUCAGAAGAGAAUAAUACUUCAACUCAUUCAUUUCUAUAUUAUAAUAUACCUAAAUAUUCAUUAUCAUAUCAUCAUGAUUAUGAUCAUAUCAAUAAACAUGAUCGUUUACAAUCAACAAGUUAUGAUAAUUUUCAUAUUCUAUCCUAUUCAUCUAAUCAUAAUAUACAUGAAAAUAAUAAUAUCAAUCUAAUAGAUAAUUGUAAUAUAACACCUACUAAUAUAUCUUCUAUAUCGAAUACAAAUUAUACUAAUUCAACAAAUCUUUCAUUCAAUGUUAAAAAUGAAUUAUGUCAUAAUAAUAAUAAUAAAUUAACAUCAUCUAUCUCAGGUUUAGAUAUUAUUAAAAAAUCAAAUAUGAUUUAUUCUGAUUGGUCCAUUGAUCGACCAAUCAAAAAUGAACUUUUAAAUCGUUAUCGUCCACGUAGUCAUAGUAUUAGUAAUAAUAGUAGUAGUAGUCGUCAUAGUAAUAAUGUAACUAAAUUAAAAUAAUCUAAAAUAAUACCAUCAUAAAAUGAAUUUAAUAAUAAAUAGAUAAAUACAAAAUAUAAAUUAUAAACUAGUUAAUUGUUUUUUUCUCUUUAUUCAUUUAUUUUAUUGUUUAGUUACUUUUUGUAUACAAAUAGAAUAAACAUUAUUGUCCUAGUGAAUAGUAUGUUAAUGUUUUAACAAUCAAAGACCUGUCUCUCUAUCUCGUUCUUUGAACUUUGUUGAUUUCGUUUAAAAUCUAAUCUAUUAUUGAAAUGUGUUAUACCUUAUGAUCAU
Molecule: messenger RNA, 2885 nt
Organism: Schistosoma mattheei
Lineage: Eukaryota; Metazoa; Platyhelminthes; Trematoda; Strigeidida; Schistosomatidae
Source: the annotation of a GenBank genome assembly